Messenger RNA from Schistocerca americana (American grasshopper), 549 nucleotides. Its product is annotated as translation initiation factor IF-2-like. Lineage: Eukaryota; Metazoa; Arthropoda; Insecta; Orthoptera; Acrididae. The record is from RefSeq and is a predicted model, not a curated record. The transcript is spliced from 2 exons. Bases 1 to 549 code for a protein of 182 amino acids.
AUGAGCAGCGACACCCUCACCCGAAGUUCUCGACGCGAACCUCGAGCUGCGCCCGGUAAGUCGAGCCCUCCAGUUCGAGACUCCGUUAAUCGCUGCGGCGCCGGCGCCAGCACAAGUUUACCUGCGGGGCCCGGAGCGGAGUUCCGCGCGCUCAGCGCCCCUCCGCGGUGCGGCGACACUCGCGCCCGGUGCGCCUGCGGCAAGUGCGGAAGGCGGCCGCCAAGAUCCGCCAAGUUUCCGGCGCGCCCUUUAAUUACACUGACGGCGACAGGUAGGCGGAUUCCUAUUGGCGGGCCGGGCCGGGUCACGCGCCUGGCGAGCCGGUCGCCCGCGGCGCAGCGCAGCGCCGGCCCCGGCGCCGGUAAUUACAAAUUCCUGCCCCGGGCGCGCGGCAGCGGGGCGGGCGCCGCACGCUUACGCACUUCUUGCUGCCCGACGCCGCCGCCGCCGCCGCCGCACUCGUCCAGACGGUCCUUCCCCCCUGUUCAGGCCGACGCGCCACGGUCACAGCCAAUGACAACGCCGCGUCGCCGCCCGCUCGGCACCUAA